AGGACCAUAUUGAGUUGUAGUACCGCAGGUAUACACCCAGCAAGCCGGCCGGCAAAAUUAACUUACUGCACACGUAAACCAUUCAGACGCUGAAUGAGUUGGCACGUAGCCAGGCGUAGACAUUAGUCAGAGACAAUUUGAGACAACUUGUCUGCAGAUUAAAACCGUACAACAUUCACCUUUGGCUCAUUACUCUAAUUAGUGAUACUCCAGUCAGUAAUAUUCACAAAUUAAAAAUGGAACAUCAUCCGGACCUUCCGCUGGUGGAGAGAGUCGUCAAGACGGAGAAGUGGGGAGAUUUCAAUUGCUUUCUGCAGGGAGACAUCACAAACACCCAUAAAAUUCUAGUAGUCACAAUGCACGACAUUGGCUAUAACCAUACGGCAUGGGUCAAGUUUCUGAAUUCCAAGAGCAUGGACAACUUUGCCAGUAGAGCUAGUUUUAUUCACAUCAACGCCCCCGGGCAGCACGACAAGGCAGAGACCCUACCGGAGGGAUACAACUUUCCAAGCAUGAAGCAGAUUGCAGAAGAUCUACCGGAAGUUUUAAAGAGCCUUGGGAUUGAAGACACCCGAGAGUUUAUCGGCGUUGGAGAAGGAGCAGGGGCAACCAUCAUGGUCCGGUUUGCAGCUUUGGCAGGCAAGAGACUGUUGGGACUCAUCCUUCUGGAGUGCACGUCCGGCUCGGCGGGAUUCUUGGAGUGGGCUGAGGGGAAGUUUGCCUCGUGGAAACUAGACAAGCUUCACAAAAUGAAUCCCUCCACGGAAAAAUACCUGCUGUGGCACCACUAUGGCGGGAGGAAGGGAAGUGAAGAAGCGGUGAAGGAAUUCCAUGCAAGUCUUUACGAUCGUCUGAACGCCCACAACCUAUCUCUCUUCAUCAAUGUCUUCCAAAGUCGUACCGACAUCAGCCACUUACUCAAGAAUCUGCAAUGUCCAACGUUGAUCGUGACGGGCCACGACUCGCCUCACGUCGGCGAAGUGGAGAAAGUAUUCAACUUGUUACCCAAGGGCAACAAGACGCUCCUGAAAGCGGAAGAUGUGGGCGGCGACAUCAAAGAAGAAACUCCUGAAAAACUAGCUGAGAGCAUGCAGUACUUCAUCCAAGGGAUUGGUGGACUACCGUCGCUCCCGCUCACCCGCUUAGGCCGAGCAGCAUCCCUCGGUGAAACCCCCAAAGAGAGGCGUUCCCACAGCAAAAGCAUGUCAGAAAUGGACCAGCCCCACCUGGACCAGCACUUGAAGACAACCGAGCAUCACCAUCAAGCCGAGGUGGCCGAUCAGGCCGCCCAGUGAUUGCAGUUUCUCAUUUUAGUUUGUCAUUUUUUUUUUUACGCCAUGCAUAUCGGCAAAAAAAACGAUUCUAAUCUGGGCGCCCGCCCAUCACGUAUCAUUCUCACAAAACAGUAAAACGGGACAGUCAGCAUUUUGUCCACAUUCCCAACAAUAAGAAGCAACAAAUUUAAUAACAUUUAAAAAAAAAAUUAAAAAAUCAAAAAAAAAAAAAAAUAGAACGCAAGAUUGUGGUUUUGUAUUUUACCUCAACUCAAUGUAAGUCAGCAAUCCCCGUCUGCGUCAUUGUGGUUUAGAAGUGCUACACAGCAGGAAAUGUUUCAAGCAAAAACUCAAGAAUCGACCCUUUUUUGGGUGGAAGGGUCACCCCUCAGGGCUUGAAGAAGUGCUCCAUGUCGUUUCUCCUCAAAUUUAUUGGAUUCAGUAAGAGACCUGGAGCAAUUCCCCCCCCCCCCCCAUUCUCUCCAAACUUUGUUCAAUGUCCAAGUUUGGUUCUAUUUCAGUCUCGAAGUAGAUUUUUUUGUCAACACAAUAUUAAGUUCUCUCUAAUCUGAGUGUUUUUCCCCCAAAACUCUUCUCUCUCAAAUUGAACUCAAAAUACUGCAGCUUUGAAAGAAGACUACAAUUUGCCAAAUGUUUCCCGAUGCGUAGCAUUUUUAGACCACAAACCUAUCAGUUCCCCGGCUGAUUGAUGUUAGUGACCGUUUUAUUUUUUAGCUCUUAGAGAAUUUUCUGCAACAUUGGAUGGAUUCCGGUGUAUCAUUUACAAGUCGUUGUUUUCCCUUUUUGUUUUUGCUUGGUUAUGUUUAUUUUAACCCUUCAAGUUUUAUUUUCUGGUAGUUACAUGGUUUGGCGGCUCAGCAGAAUAUAUUUCCGGAAUGUUUUAUGUUUGUGACCCUCGUGAUGUGUAUUCACUAACAUUGACACGUUGUUUGUUGACCCUUGUAAGAUCUUUCUGUAUUUUUUUUUUCCAAUAUUUGUCAAGCACUGUCAAACAGAUUUUUUUUAUAGCAGAAUUUUUUUUCUUUUGCCAAAAGAAAUUGAGAAUAUUAUAUGAAAUGAUUAAAAGAGAAAAUAUUUUAUUUGUAGAAAAACGAAAAUUUAUUCGUGACCUGAAAUUGAUCUAGUGAAAUAUGUCGGCACACACAAAUGUGGUAGUUUUGAGUCAAAUUCAUUUGCCGUUUGAUUGUAAGUGUUGAUGUUGUUAAGGUUAAAUAAAUCAUCAAAUUGAAGGCAUUUCUGUUAGCUUUUCAUCCCUUUUAAGUGUUUUAUCCCACAUUUUCUUUUAGUAGUAAGAAAAAAGU
Messenger RNA from Patiria miniata (bat star), 2596 nucleotides. Its product is annotated as protein NDRG1-like. The transcript has 13 exons. Gene Ontology annotation, biological process: signal transduction. The record is from RefSeq and is a predicted model, not a curated record. Gene Ontology annotation, cellular component: cytoplasm. NCBI's taxonomy places the organism in Eukaryota, Metazoa, Echinodermata, Asteroidea, Valvatida, Asterinidae. Bases 237 to 1295 code for a protein of 352 amino acids.